AGCAAAACAAACUACAGUUACGCUGUCCAAUUAAAAGAAAAAUACAGAUAAUUGUAGCAAUAGAUCUUAUAUUCUGCUCGAAAAUUAUGAGAAAAAAUAACGUUUAUGGACACCGUAAAUUAAAUAUAUCGGAUUAAUUUUAAAGUGUUGACCCCGAUACGGGGUCAAUUUAGUUCAAAGAAAUGUGGAACUUUUUGCUCGCUUAAAAGUGAUGUGUAUAUGCACACACUGUUCUAUGCAUGUGAAGCAACCAGGGCUCUGCGCAUUCUAUUUGCCUGUAGAUGUGGGCACACUAGCAUACGAAACACCGUAGCAAAACAAACUAUAAUCGGCUGCCAAGCUGACAAAACGAAAACAUAAAAAGUAUUAAAUGCAUAAUUCUCAUACGAAUAGCGGCAUUAAAAGGCAGCUCCGCUAUCGUGGGGAUGUCAGCGGUAGUGUCAGUCACAUUGAGGUACUGCAGAACGAAGAAACCCACAAACUACCAAAGGUCAAAUCGCCAACAAUUGUGGAUGACGUUGGCGUUGCUGCAGCAGCUUCACAUCAACGCGUUUAUAACGCCGGCUCAGAGAGCAGCACAUUUUACGACUUCUUUAAAGUGGAAAUGACACGCGGCUACAUGCUGGAGCAUGAUGAAGAGAGGUAUUCUGCACGCCGGCAAAAAAUCUAUAGCUUUAUGCGCAUACCAAGAGAUCUGGAGCGUUUUAUGGUUUAUGGGAUUAUGCAGUGUGCUGAUUCCUUUCUCUAUAUACACACAUUUCUGCCGGUCAGAUUUUUGCUAGCCGUUUGGUCCCUGCUGACACGGACUGUUGCACGAAUAUUUCGACUGCGAAGCGGUAGUCAGCGACUGUUGUCUCCUGCUGAGAUAUGUGAUUUACUCAAGGGCGCCAUUUGGAUAACGGUGACAAUGAUAAUGCUGCUCGUGGACACGAAUCGCGUCUAUCACAUUAUCAAAUCGCAGUCGAUAAUCAAACUAUAUAUAUUUUACAAUAUGCUCGAGGUGGGCGAUCGUUUGCUUUCCGCCUUUGGACAGGAUACGAUUGAUGCGCUUUUCUGGACGGCUACCGAGCCAAAGAACUCGAAACGUGAACAUUUUGGCGUAGUAACGCACAUUCUAUUUACGCUUAUUUACGUGUUCUUGCACAGUGGCCUCAUCAUGUUUCAGGCCACCUGUCUAAAUGUAGCCGUAAACUCGAACAAUAAGGGUCUGCUCACAAUUAUGAUCUCGAAUAAUUUUGUGGAGCUUAAAGGUUCGGUGUUUAAAAAGUUCGAUAAGAACAACCUGUUUCAGUUGACCUGCAGCGACGUACGCGAAAGGUUCCAUUUAAGUGUGCUGCUAUUUAUUGUGAUGAUACAGACGAUGAAGGAAUUCGACUGGAGCAUAACGCAGUUCUGUGUCAUGUUGCCCGAUUGCUUUGCUGUGUUGUUUACCGAAAUACUUAUCGAUUGGGUGAAGCAUGCGUUUAUCACUCGUUUCAACGAGCUGCCCGAAAGUAUUUAUCGGGAAUACACGACGAGCUUGGCUUAUGAUAUGACUCAGACGCGUCAGAAGCACGCCUUUUCGGAUCACUCAGACCUGGUGGCACGGCGCAUGGGUUUCAUACCAUUCCCGCUUGCAGUGGUACUCAUUAAAGCCAUCUAUACGGCGGUGUCCUUCCACAAUAUAGCAGCCUGGCUGCUCUUUCUACUCGCCUACUUAUUUGCUUUAGGUCUACGCAUUUGCUUGACUAUCUGUGCUCUGGGGAAGGCGUGCAAGCUGAUGAAGGAGCAUCAGACGGAAAGGAACACUUCUACGCCCAGCAGCAUGACCAAUGUACCCGUCAUUGGAGCAACAGCUGCUGCAUUUGCCACCUCAAAUGUGCAAUUACUUAACAACAAUAAUAAUAUUAAUAGCAGCUGCAACAGCGGAUCUUCCUUCAAGCCAACAAGUAUGGCUACUUUGUCUUUAGAUCCAGGUCUGAAUUUCUCGCGUGCCACCUCGACGUCGACACCGAAGAAGGCAACCAGCGAACAAGAGCUGGAUGUGACCAAUUCACUGGAACUAGGAGCUACUGCGUUGUUCUCCAAUAGCGACGUCGAUCUGGAUGAUGUAUGCCUCAAUGAGCAGGUGACGAAUGUAAAUUCUAAUGCUAAUAAUCAGGAAGUUUAUCUGGAUGAGGAGUUGGCACGAAGUGAGCCGGAUUUAAUGCAGCUUAGCGAUGCUGUUGGGGCUGUGGCCAGUGUCAGUGCCCACCUUGACCGUGCCAAGGGAUUGCCGAAGCGCACUCACAAGCGUUCCGAAUCGGAGCCUUUUAUGGGUAUGCCGUGUCUCAACGAGAAGCUAACUGGUCCAAUGUCUGGCAGCAAUGCAACGUAGCUUAUUCUGAUUAAUUAAUUUAAUUUUUAUUUUGCGUGUGUCUGUAAAUCGGGAUUGGAAAUGUUUGUAUGAUUGAGUAAAAUGAAUUUAUAUAUAUUAUCAGUUAAGCAGAGUAAGCUGACGAUGUUUAA
Drosophila hydei is the source of this 2487-nucleotide messenger RNA. RefSeq names its product protein TAPT1 homolog. Gene Ontology annotation, cellular component: endoplasmic reticulum membrane; ciliary basal body. Gene Ontology annotation, biological process: positive regulation of cilium assembly; maintenance of protein localization in endoplasmic reticulum. The transcript has 3 exons. The record is from RefSeq and is a predicted model, not a curated record. The coding region runs from base 371 to 2356 and encodes 661 amino acids. NCBI's taxonomy places the organism in Eukaryota, Metazoa, Arthropoda, Insecta, Diptera, Drosophilidae.